AUGUGGAGGCUCUGUUGUGGGCUUUUCUUCUUUGAAUGGAAGCGACAGGAGCAUGUUGUCGAUGGAGAGGAUUUGUUUGCAAUAAUUGCACUCGCCAACACUGUGAAUACGGCCAAGGAGUUUGUGAGGGAGUGCCGAUUGAGUGCGUCGAACAUUGAAGCAAGAUUCGAUGAGCAUGGAAAGAAUAAAGUGAUUGUUACCUUCAAGGAGCAGGAAUUCGUGUUUAACUUGGUGCCAACGGAGAAUAUAAGGGAUUCUGGGAAGAUUGUCCGCCACCUCACGCCUCUCACCUGUGACUACUACUACUAUCACACAUGGAAUGGAAUGGAAGCAGUCACCAAUUACUUCAAGUCACUUCUCCAUAUCCACCAUCACCUCCGCCCGUAUCUCAACGAUUCCAAUCGAGAUCUUCAAGAAACUUGCAAUUUCUACCAUGAAGUCAGCGCCAAUAGCUUGUACAUCGGGAAUACGGCUUCACUGGAAGCAGUGGACUUGGAUUUUUUGAAUUCCGAACUCGGACGUCCUCUUGUCAUGUGCUUCUACACCAUGCCUCCAGAAGACUAUGAGAUUUUUCCAAUUCAAAACACUCGGGAUACCGAUAAUCCAACAUUCCACUGGGCAUUCACCGGGAACACCGAUUGUGAGGGUCUUGAUCACUGGGAAGGAGCAAUGUCUGGGGAGAUGCUUAAUGAAUACAUCAGGAAUUGGCUGAAACUAGGAGGUUCUAGAAUGCAAGAACGUCCACAAAAUGCUAAAACCAUCCCAGAUCUCUAUCAAAAACUGCCGUUUCACCCUUGGGACAAAGAUGGACGAGCGUAUUACCUUAAAACAAAUUUCGGAUUGCAUUGUGACUUUUCGCACGGCUUUGAUAUUAUGAGAAAGGACGGCACCCUUGCAACCAUCUGUUAUUGGGCGGACUCUUGUGUUUUUUGUGUUUGGAAGGAAACGUUGGGACUGGUGCCGGAGGAAGGAUUGGCGUAUUUGAUGUACAAUUUGGAGCGAAAGUAUGCGCCGAGACCACGACGAUUGCUGUUCAUGGAGUCGGAUUAUCAGAUACUGUUUCUUAAUGAUUAG
Caenorhabditis remanei is the source of this 1074-nucleotide messenger RNA. RefSeq lists its product as uncharacterized. NCBI's taxonomy places the organism in Eukaryota, Metazoa, Nematoda, Chromadorea, Rhabditida, Rhabditidae. The record is from RefSeq and is a predicted model, not a curated record. Bases 1 to 1074 code for a protein of 357 amino acids. The transcript is spliced from 3 exons.